Molecule: messenger RNA, 388 nt
Organism: Thalassophryne amazonica
Lineage: Eukaryota; Metazoa; Chordata; Actinopteri; Batrachoidiformes; Batrachoididae
Product: noelin-2-like
Exons: 2
Coding region: 32-388 (118 amino acids)
Source: RefSeq, a predicted model, not a curated record
CCCUCCCACGGACUUGUUCACGCGCCAAAAGAUGACGUCAUCACAGCGUCGUGUUUCCACACAGGCAGAAGAGAAGGAAGAGAAGGAGAGCAGAAUCCCUCCAUCAUCUCCUGGAGGCUCUUCUUGCUUUUUCAUGCGUUUCAGAGGGACACAAGACGUUCAGAUGGAGUCCGAGGAAAACCUGCUGAGAGUUUUUCUGCUGCUGCUUCUGACGGGAAUCACUCAGGUGGGCCCAGUGGACCUGGAGGAGGGCUGGCAGGUCUUCAGUUCAGCUCAGGACUCUGAAGGCCGGUGUAUCUGCACAGUUGUGGCUCCUCAGCAGACAGUCUGCUCCAGAGAUGCUCGAACCAAACAGCUCAAACAGCUGCUUGAGAAGGUCUGUAACUGA